Messenger RNA from Physeter macrocephalus (sperm whale), 909 nucleotides. RefSeq names its product 60S ribosomal protein L7-like 1. Gene Ontology annotation, cellular component: cytosolic large ribosomal subunit. Gene Ontology annotation, molecular function: structural constituent of ribosome; RNA binding. Bases 13 to 393 code for a protein of 126 amino acids. The record is from RefSeq and is a predicted model, not a curated record. The transcript has a single exon. NCBI's taxonomy places the organism in Eukaryota, Metazoa, Chordata, Mammalia, Artiodactyla, Physeteridae. Gene Ontology annotation, biological process: maturation of LSU-rRNA from tricistronic rRNA transcript (SSU-rRNA, 5.8S rRNA, LSU-rRNA).
AGCUUUGGAAAGAUGGCAGAGGUAGAGCCAAGAAAAAAGAUCCUUUUGGUUCCAGAAAAUCUCCUGAAAAAGAGGAAGGCUUAUCAGUCCCUCAAAGCCACCCAGGCAAAGCAGGUGCUUUUGCAAAGGAAGGAGCAGAAAAAAGGAGAAAAACUCAAGUUUAAGCAACUAGAAUGGUUCCUACAUGAGUCCUGGUGGCAACUACGUGACAGGGUGCAACUCAGACAACUAGAAGUGAAACCUCAUGGCUUGGAAGUGCCAGAUAAACACUCCUUGGCCUUUGUUGUACACAUCCAAAUGAUUAAUAGGGUGAGUUUACUGGUGCAGAGGACCAUUGCAAGACUUGGCCUGAGUAAGAUUUUCAGUCAUGUCUUUAUGAAAGUAACCCCUUAAACCAGAAAAACGCUUCAUAUAGUGGAACCUUAUGUGACCCGGGGAUUUGCAAAUCUGAAGUCUGUUCAGGAACUCAUCUUUAAAUGUGGACAAGCCAAGGUCAAGAAUAAAAUCGUCACACUGACAGACAACACAGUGAUUGGGGAGCACCUGGGGAAGUUUGGUGUCAUUUGCUUGGAAGACCUCAUUCAUGGAGUUGCCUUCCCAGGGAAGGAUUUUCAGGUGAUCUCAGGGUUCUUGUGCCCUUUGCAACUCUCAGUAGCCUAUCAUGCUACCAAGAAUAGAGGGGGCUUCCUCAAGGAAGUGGGCUCACCUGGCUGUCAAAGUGAAUGCAUCAAUCGACUCAUCUGGCAGCUGAACUAAACCCAGAAUAUCUGAAAGCACAGUGCAUCGGAAGCAUGUGUUUUUGUUUUAUGGAAUUGUUACCCAUUAUCUUCAAGGAAGAUUAUUUUCUGCUUUAUCUUCAGAAACUGGAGGUGAAAGGUCAGGAAAAAGAUGAUGAUGUUCACAGCAGGC